Messenger RNA from Teleopsis dalmanni, 1675 nucleotides. RefSeq names its product myosin light chain kinase, smooth muscle-like. NCBI's taxonomy places the organism in Eukaryota, Metazoa, Arthropoda, Insecta, Diptera, Diopsidae. The coding region runs from base 398 to 1318 and encodes 306 amino acids. The record is from RefSeq and is a predicted model, not a curated record. The transcript has 5 exons.
AUAAAAAUACAUAUUUAAAGCAAAUUAUAUAAUUUUUGUAGGAGAAUGGGUUACGCCCGAGCAAGCCGAACUUGCUCACAAUUUUCUGUACUCAGGAGAUCGGAAAUACAUUGAACAGCCUAUUAAGCCAGCUCCUCCGCCCAUUGUAACUCGACAGCAGUUUACUUCGGCAACUAGUCAAUACCACAAUAGCUCUAAUUCCAAAACACAACAAAGCUCAAACUACUCGACAUUUAACGGGAGUAAGAUCGACGAAACAAGUUCCUCAACAAUUCAAACAAUUGGUAAUAGUAGCAAUAAAAAAAAGUAUGUAGGCAACAAUUUAAAAACACCAGACAGUCCUUCAAGAUCCCGUAGUGCAACAAAAGAAUUGAUACUGCCUCCUGAUGACUCGUUGAUGUGCAAACCAGAAUUCACCAAGCCCUUAACUAACACAAGUGUUCGCGAUGGUGAUCAAUUGACACUGACCUGUCAUGUAAAAGGUGAUCCUGAACCACACAUCACGUGGUCUAAAAAUGGGAAAACUAUUUCGUCGUCUGAUAUAAUGGAUCUGAAAUAUAAAAAUGGUGUUGCUUCAUUAACAAUUCAUGAGGUUUUCCCAGAAGAUGAUGGGGUGUAUACGUGUACUGCAACGAAUUCAAUUAGUGCCGUAGAAACAAAAUGCAAGCUAACUGUAAAACCUACGGACACAAAUUCAACCAAACGCAACAUUUCAGCUGAUAAACCACCAAAAAUUGUUAGUCAUUUGGAAUCCAGAUACGUUAAAGACGGGGAAACCGUCACUUUAGCUUGCCGCAUUAUUGGUGCUGAACAUUUUGAUGUCGUUUGGCUGCACAAUAAUAAAGAAAUAAAGCCUAGUAAAGAUUUUAAUUACACCAAUGAGGCUAAUAUAUAUAAAUUACAAAUAGCUGAAAUCUUUCCUGAAGACUGUGGCACUUACACUUGCGAAGCUUUUAAUGAUGCAGGGGAAUCAUUCAGUACGUGCACAAUAAAUGUUCUAGUACCUGGUGAAGAACCAAAGCAACCAAGUUUUACCAAAUAUCCAUCGUCAGUAACUGUACAAGAAUCUGAAACCUGCAAAUUUGUUUGUGAGACACAAGACGAAAUUCUACAGCUUUGUUGGUUAAAGGAUGGUAAAAGUGUAAAUGAGACCAGCUCGCGCUACUCAUUUACUAAAGAUGGCAACUUGUAUACAUUCUCGAUUGUUAAAAGCAGUAUCGAAGAUGUUGGCCAAUAUCAGGCAAAAGCUAUUGGUAAAAAGGGCGAAACUUUAUGUUCGUUCUCAGUUAAUGUAUUUGUGAACGAAUCGAGCUCGUAACCGCAUAAUACAAAAAAAAAUUGUAUAUACAUUUUUAAUAAGAUAAUUAAGAUACUAAUAUACCUUUAAUAUAUUAGCUAUUUUUACAAAGUAGUUAUUAACUUUUGAUUGAUUGAUUGUUUAUGCAUAUUUAUACCAAACUCUAUCGUUAUCGUUCAUCAUCAUUCGAAUAUGGACUAUUUGUUUAUUUUUUCAUUCUUUUUAGCUAGGGAACUGCGGAUCAGUUAGUUUAAUGUAUAUAAAAUAUGAUUGUAUUAUUUUUACAUAUUUCGCUUUGAAGUACGGCAUCCUCAACAUAACAUCUCUUAAAUUAAGUACUUGAAGUCGAUAUGUAUAUGUUUUUUUUAUUUGUAGCUU